ACCUACUUCUAGGUUGGGUCGAACCUUCGACUCCGACUCAACAACUUUAACGGGACAGUCGCAUCUACAACCAGAUUUCUCAUCUUCUGCAGCCCGUGUUCUCUAAGAUGGCGUUUAAUACAUCCUUCUUCAAUGAUCUUACCGAUAUUUUCUCUAAGCAAGAUGGCUAUCAACUUGCACAAACAUUAUCGCCGGAUAUUCCGACCGAAGAACUGAGGAAGAUCUGCAGGAGUCAAAAUGCUCACAGUAUCAAGGGUGCACUUAAGCGCGGACUGAAUGCACUCACUGUCGACUUUGAUCAGCAAGAAAUCCACGGCUGGGUGGAGGUGUACGCGGCAUACUGGAAUGCCACUGGUGUGAUACUGGCAGCGCGAGAAUCGAGCAAUGACAGCAGUAAGUCAUCAAGUUUGCUCUGGACCAAAGUUUACGAGACCUGGACGGAGCUACUGAAUGUCGUACUUCGGGGGUACCAGAACUGGGGCUUCGAGGCAUGGACUAUCCCCUGCAUGUACGUCGUAUGCAAGCACCUGCGUAUUUUCGCGAUGCAAGCAGACGAAGAGCGGAACAACAACAGCUCGUUCGACGAUGCUGCAGCGAUUCUCCAAGACGACUUUGACCCGGAAACCAACAAGCGCCAGAAGUUGGAAGACUGUGCCAGGGUCCUGUCCAGAGUCUUCAUGGUCUGCCAGACAGAUAGGGCACCACUUGAAGAAUCCCGCAAGUGGGGCAGCUACUACAUCGCCAACCUGCUUCUCAAGACAUACUUCAAGUUGAACUCGGCAUCCCUGUCCAAGAAUAUACUCAAUAGCCUUCGUGCGGGUGGGCGAGAUAUGCCCGACUUUUCAGCCUUUCCGAAAUCUCAACAAGUGACCUUCAAGUACCACGAAGGCGUCCUUGCCUUCUUGGAGGAGAACUACGUCUUGGCGGAGCAAUGCUUGACGGAGGCAUGGAACCUCUGCCACAAGGACGCCAUGAAGAAUAAGGAGCUUAUUUUGGGGUACCUCAUCCCGUGUCAUCUCAUCAAGAGUCACACUCUUCCGGCAGAAAAGUUACUGGAGCCGUUCCCGGAACUGCAGAGGCUCUUCCUGCCUCUCUGCCGAUGCAUCAAAAGGGGAGAGCUGCACAAGUUCGACCUAGCGCUGCAGGAAGGCGAAGAUGAAUUCGUCAAACGCCGCAUCUACCUCACUCUGGAGCGUGGCCGAGACAUUGCGCUGCGAAACCUACUUCGAAAAGUCUUCGUCGCCCGUGGGUUCGAGGAGGCCAAGGAAGGAGAAAAGCCGGCUCGCCGCACUCGCGUCCCAGUGGCCGAAUUUGCCGCUGGUAUUAGCCUCGGAAGUCAAGAAAAAAUCGACAACGACGAGGUCGAGUGCUUGUUAGCCAACAUGAUCUACAAGGGCCAUAUGAAGGGAUACAUUUCCCGACAGCACGGCAUUGUCGUGCUCAGCAAGUCAGGGGCUUUUCCCGGUACCAACGUGUGAGGGGGCCGGGUUCCGUUGGCGGAAGCCGACAGCAGGCUUGUCAUCCCUUGCAGCUCGGCCGAUUUGCGGACCAGCCAGUGCUCACUUCGAAAGCGGCGGCAAAGUGGACCACAGGAUUUGGUCCCGUCGAUUUGUCUCAUGUCGCGGUUCGAAAUACGGCGGGACAAUGGGUAGUUGU
This is a messenger RNA of Chaetomium fimeti, 1656 nucleotides long. RefSeq lists its product as uncharacterized. Gene Ontology annotation, biological process: poly(A)+ mRNA export from nucleus. The record is from RefSeq and is a predicted model, not a curated record. NCBI's taxonomy places the organism in Eukaryota, Fungi, Ascomycota, Sordariomycetes, Sordariales, Chaetomiaceae. The transcript is spliced from 6 exons. The coding region runs from base 108 to 1478 and encodes 456 amino acids. Gene Ontology annotation, molecular function: double-stranded DNA binding; RNA binding.